Olea europaea var. sylvestris is the source of this 1671-nucleotide messenger RNA. RefSeq names its product dof zinc finger protein DOF4.7-like. The transcript is spliced from 2 exons. The coding region runs from base 379 to 1257 and encodes 292 amino acids. Gene Ontology annotation, molecular function: DNA-binding transcription factor activity; DNA binding. NCBI's taxonomy places the organism in Eukaryota, Viridiplantae, Streptophyta, Magnoliopsida, Lamiales, Oleaceae. The record is from RefSeq and is a predicted model, not a curated record. Gene Ontology annotation, biological process: regulation of DNA-templated transcription.
GUUGACUGUACGCAUCAACAGUGUCUGCAGCUGUUUUAUUUGCACUGUGGGCGCUCGACAGGUAUGGCAGUGUCUCUAUUUUGUUCUUAUUCGUCUGCAAUUGUUUAUCCCUAUUCCACCUGGGCUAUUGUACCUGAGCUAUUACAUCAUCUUCUUGUUACACCAUUCCACCUGAGUUCUUACAUCAUCUUCUUGUUACACCAUUCUACCUGAGCUAUUUCAUCAUCUUCUCGUGAGUCUCUCUUAUCCCUUUCUCACAUUAUGCACCUGAUCUCUCUCUCCCUCUCUCUACAUUAAAUUCACCAGUGCUCCAGUGAUUUACAGGAGGACGAGACCUUGAAAGCUGCUUUUCCAAGUGUCAGUAGAAGAACCUUCUCAAUGUCACCAGCUGAUAGAAUGCUGGCAAAGACAGCUAGCGAAGGUAUAAGCCAGAGCUCCGGCAGCCAGACGACGGUUGCAACGCCACAGGAAGCAACCCUCAAGUGCCCUAGAUGUGAUUCCCUACGCACCAAGUUUUGCUACUACAAUAAUCACAGUCUCACAAAGCCGAGGUAUUAUUGCAAGACGUGCAGAAUGUACUGGGUAAAAGGAGGAAACCUGGGCAGCUUACUAGUGGGUGCCGGUACUGUCCAUGGAGACCGCCAGAAAAUCAAUAAACUGAAGUCUUCUUUGAGAGAUUCACAGAACUGCUCCAAUGGAUCAUCUAAUACAGGAAAUUCUUCUUUUAUGGGCUUCAAAUUUCCUUUGUCUCUCUCACAUGGAGAGGGCACCCCAGAUUUCAGCAAUGGAGUUCAAGAAAUGGGCUCAUUCCUGAAUCUUCAUUGUGAUCUUGUGACCUCCAUUGAGUCGCUGAUUUCUAUCAAUCAAGACAUACGCUUGAAGUUACAGCAACAAAGAUUAGCUACUAUGGGAUUUUUAAACCCAGGUUUCACCCACAGAAAUUUUGACCAAAUUUCUUCAGGGAUGAAAAGUUGGGCUUCUGCAGCAGAAAGCAGUGCCUCGUCUGCUAAUCAUGAACAUCACAUUCAGAAGCCAAAAUCCAUUUCUUUUCAAAACCCGAGUUCUUCAAAGUCGAAGACUUUUCAAAAUUCUUCAACGACGAAAAUUUGGACUUCAGCGACCGGAAGCAGUGCCUUGUCUACUAAUCUUGAACAUCAGAUUCAGAAACCACAACCCAGCUUAGCGAAAGUGUGGUGUUUCGAUAACUGUUAUGUCCCAGCAAUUGCAAGUUAUAGCAAUGGAAAUGGAAAUUCUUGAUAAGUAAAAAUUCUGUGCAGAGUCAUAGCAGAGGAGAGAUCGAGAAGUAGUAGACCUACAGUUGUUAUUUGGUUUUUGAAAAUAUAUUUUGAUGUAGGGUGAACUGUAUUGAUGAAAAUUUGAAGACUGCGAACAUGAAUCGUGGUAGGAUUGAAGCCCUUUUGGAUGAAAUAGUCAUUAGUUUUGUUUUUAAUGCUAAUAAACUAGAUCUUUUUUCCUUUGAUCUUGAAUCCUUGAAUUUCACUAGUUAAUGAUAAAUUUUUGUAGUGAAAUUCAAUAAUCUGUAUCCAUAGUCUACAGUAUAUCAAGUCUAAUAUGAUUUGAAACUAAUUUUAUGGACGAUUCACCCAAAAUAUUUUGUAUCACAAUAAGCUGAGUUUGAAAUUUUCAUCGUAGUUCGGUGAAUCAUCUAAA